Messenger RNA from Cladocopium goreaui, 361 nucleotides. Lineage: Eukaryota; Dinophyceae; Suessiales; Symbiodiniaceae. The record is from the annotation of a GenBank genome assembly.
AUGGUCAAGCCUGGUGAAGUACCCUGCUCGGUGGUGCCGGGCCCUGCUGGCCCUGCUGGCCCUGCUCCGGUGCUGCGAUCUCAGGGACAAGCACCACAGGUCUUGCAGGUCCGGCACCAAGCCUAUACUCCCGCGCCCGCGCUGCCGUACCACGCGGUGCACCACGCACCAUACGCGGUGCCCGGCGCUGCGGUGCCCUAUGCGGUUUACCGCGGCGCUGCGUUGCCCGGGUUUGUGACCAAUCCGGCAGGAUUGGUACCGCAAAGGAGGAGGGAACUGGUACGCCAGGUGGGCGAUGCUGUGCAGUUGAGCGCCCUUGGAGUGGUGGCGGUGCCGGUGCCCACCUUCCAGUGCAAGAUCU